Botrytis cinerea B05.10 is the source of this 2338-nucleotide messenger RNA. RefSeq lists its product as hypothetical. NCBI's taxonomy places the organism in Eukaryota, Fungi, Ascomycota, Leotiomycetes, Helotiales, Sclerotiniaceae. The record is from RefSeq and is a predicted model, not a curated record. The transcript has 6 exons. The coding region runs from base 872 to 1207 and encodes 111 amino acids.
GAUACAACAACCAGAAAUACGUCGCGUACGCAUCCUUAUUUUGACAAGACACCUUGUGACAAAUGGGAUGUUGUGGACUUCUGUGAUAAAAUAUAUAAAGAGUUGGGCUACGUGAAGUACAAUAUAUCCAAUGUCCACAACAGCUGGCGGACCUCCAUACAGCACCUACAGAAUAGCGAGAAUCCCAAAAUUGCUGGGACGGCUAGUAAACUGCGGGCGGCAUGGGUUCUUUCAGUAAGUUGAUUCUCUGAGCUACAAAACUAAUAUCUACGCAUCAUCUGUAUCGCAGGGUGCCUUCGUGGCGUCCUGGUCAACGGUACGCCGAGACGCAUAUCGCAGGAUGCCUUCGUGGCGUCCUGGUCAACGGUACGCCGAGACGCAUAUCGCAGGGUGCCUUCGUGGCGUCCUGGUCAACGGUAUGCCGAGACGCAUAUCGCAGCCUGCCUUCGCGGCAGACUGAGGAACGAUUGUGUACUCUUUGGGUGUGGCUUCUUCGCGAAGACCCCUCGCUCCUGGGUUGCUGAUGACCUUCGUGGCCAUCAGAUUCACUAGCCCAGUUGAGCUUGAUGUUUGUUAAUAGGCAUUCUUUUGUCAGAGCCCAAAAAACGACCAGCAAAGGGCCAAGAAUUUUAUCAGGUCAAUAACGAGAAAGCGCGGACGACGCAAAGUCACCAAUCCUGGGCCUGCUACUAUCGCUAUCAACCAAAGUAGUAUUAUAUUAAAUUCGUCGCAGACAGGAAACACUAUUGUUGGAGCUUCUACCUACCAAGAUGAACCAGGCACAACUUGUGCCGAUUCAGAAGCUGAUAAUGAUAACAAUAGUCGGAACGCGACUGUUGACUCCAGCCUCGACAAGCAAGACUCACUGGCAAUGGAAGUCUCCGACACGAAGAGGCUUCAAGAAAUCCUUGGUUGCUUGGAGGAUUCUCGUAUGACCCUUACUGAUGACAAGAAGAUGUUGCUCACCCACGGCAAUGUUUACCUCCAAGAUAUCAUGCUAGAUUAUGCCCGACGUACUGGUGAAGUUAAGCCAAUUCAUUUUAGUAUCCUAGAUGCCGAAUCCAUCACGACACUAGAUCUCGUGCGAGAAGAUUGUGAGCAGAUCACAGACUGUGUUGAAGAAUCACCGCUCCCUAGGUUUCCUCUGGAACUACUUCAGGCCCUUGAGAAGUAUGAGAAAGUCAGUCAUUCAUUGCUUUGCCUUUAGGUUUUCAGAGCGUUGAUGACUGAUGAUUGAUGACUAUAGGCGAAUUCCUAUGAGCACUCAUGCCUAAUCGAACGCACAAUGUCUCACAGGGGUGAUAUCAAAUGGAUCGGUGAUGUUUCGUGCCACAUUGUCAGGCUUUUAGAGAACUCUGGAACGAUCUUCGACGAAGACCUGAGUGAAGGAGUUUGGGAUUGUUUGGUUUAUCCUCGCUUCCUGGACGAAGUUUUCUGCGAGAUUCCAGAGCUUGUCCUUCAACGCAAAGAAAUUUCUCUCUCAGCAACUCGCUACCAACCGUACUCCUACUUCAUUAACGAACCUCGUUUUGAUGCGAUCGCACGCCGUCGUAAGCUAUCUGCUGACGGCAGCUCUCAGUCUUGUUAUGAACUGCUUGUCUUGGAGACAAUUCGCAAAUGGGAAGGGGAACUUUCUGCGAAAUGGCUCAACGAUUUUGACAAGCUUGUGGGUGGCUUGAGAGCGAUGCUGUGCCACAUUGGCGAGUUGGUAGAGAACGACCCUACAGUCAUGAAGAAGAUAAAGGUGGUUGGCAUACUACAAGCUGGUCGUCGACACCAGCUUCUUAUUAUGUCUUGUAUUGGCAAGGACGUAUUUUACUUGAAGUGUGGUCAUGUUCAUGAGCUUCCGGGUGAGCUUAAAGAUAUGAAAAAGUUACAAUACAUCUUCGCGUCAUACUGGAAAGCACGGGAAAUUGUUCGAUGUGGUGUUCGACUUCUGGAAGAGUUUUUGCAACGAAAUUUAGAGCAGGAUCAAAAGGCUAUGAAUAUUUUGUCUCCAAACUUCCUUUAAAUUUUCUUUGGUUGAUUAUCACAAUACAAGUGAAACACAUAAUGCAAGCUAUAUCUAAAACUAUGUUAUGCACCAUAGUACUCUAGGACUUUGGGCUUAAUUGUUAGCAGACAUUAGUAGAAUCUCGGGGACGGAACGGUAGCACGUGACAGAUGGAUCGAUAGCAAGUCGAGCAGUUUAUCCAACAGAGAACGAAGGUCUAUAUAUAAGCGGAAUGGAAUUCCUUAGUAUAGAGAGCUUUGUGCUCAACUUGCAUAGUAAUCUCAAUCAUUACUUGGUUACUUCUCGAUUGGAAACAAUUGAUCAAUCCCCUGCUUAACUGCUUCA